AGCUUUUCGAAAACGAUGGCGUUACAAAGUUACGAUAAUCGUGUAAUUUUCCUGCCCGGGUCUUCCUCAAGAACAAAUCCAAAAUGGCCAGUGAUUGUUGGUCAAGUAACAUGGAAGAUUAAAUAUAGAAUACAGGGGACUUUUUUAGAUAAUACCUCAUUCUGUAAUCUUGAAUCUUUUGUCGUUCAGGGCUUGUGGUUUGUAGGUGGUUUCCUCGCCAAUCUCCCAACAGCUUCCAGCAUUCUGUGUUACGCAUGCGGAGAUUAUCCAGGAUCAAAGGUCCCCUGUGAAGGCAGCCCUGCGAUCCAGUGUGCAUCCUACUUCGAUUCUUGCGUCACAGUAAAGAUCACGGAAGAGGUCGCUGGCAUGGAUUAUAAUCAAACUGUGAAGAACUGCUCCAUAGCUGAGUCACCCGGCUGCAAUGAAACUUACAUCUGUGAAUUAAUAAACCAAUCUGUGGUUAAAGCUGGUGGAAAACUGCUGCAAUGUGACGUAACCUGUUGCCAAACUGACCGGUGCAAUGGGCCAGGAGAAGGUGAACCAAAACUUGCCACGCCCGGACCGGAUCCUCAGAGCGAUGUCAAGUAUUACAUCGAAGCCGUCCGUGCCCUACUUGACGAGAUGGAAUAUAUUGUGGACAACGAACUGGAAGGCCAAUUGUCUGCGACGGAAUACAAAGAACGUGUCAAGGAAGUUCUCAACGACUUCUAUGCGGCAAUAACAAAUGAAGAAGACCAGAAAAGCAACAGCGUCAUAGAUGAACUGAAAACGAAUGCCGCAGAGUUAAUGAAGAAACUGGAAACCAAGAGGGGCCAGUCCAAGAAAAAACAUGCUGCAAUGACUUUGCGCCAAAAGAAACGUGAGGCCAAAACCUACCAAUUACUGAGUGAGUUGAUGGAAAGCUUGGCAUGGCUGGCAACCCAGAAACGCUGAAUGGGGACAUUUUCUGAUAAACAGGACGUCCUGGAAAUGAGUAGCACAUGAAGAUGUUAGACGCAUGGAAAAAGGAAGGAAUUGAUGUUUCGACACAAUUUAACCUUCAUUAGCAAUAGAUAUACAUUUGAGAAACAAGCUAAAUAAAAGAAUACAGCAAGUAACUGUUUUAAUUUAA
Molecule: messenger RNA, 1111 nt
Organism: Orbicella faveolata
Lineage: Eukaryota; Metazoa; Cnidaria; Anthozoa; Scleractinia; Merulinidae
Source: RefSeq, a predicted model, not a curated record